Molecule: messenger RNA, 999 nt
Organism: Oryctolagus cuniculus (rabbit)
Lineage: Eukaryota; Metazoa; Chordata; Mammalia; Lagomorpha; Leporidae
Gene: NDUFAF3
Product: NADH:ubiquinone oxidoreductase complex assembly factor 3
Biological process (GO): mitochondrial respiratory chain complex I assembly
Cellular component (GO): mitochondrial inner membrane
Source: RefSeq, a predicted model, not a curated record
AGCCGUCCGCCCCGCCCACGGAGCCGGGCGCCCCAGAACCUGAGAUUAGGGGCUUGGAGGUUGGCGCCACGCCCUGGCCAGGUGUGCAGGACCCGGCCAGGUGCGGCCCCGCCCCGCUCCGGGUCCCCGGAGCCCUGCGUCAUGUCUGAGAGCCCGCACUACCAGGUGCCCGCACUCCCCUGGGACCGGCGGCCGGGGCGACAGGUGCGGACACGAGAGCCGCGCCGGGGACACGUGACGCCGGCGAGGGGGGCUGGCAGAGCCGCGACGCGCCCUCCGGACCGCAGGAGGCGCUGUAGUCUCGGCGGACCAGGCCUCGCCGCGACCCCAGCGGUCCUGCGUCCGACCCGCUCGCGGCGUGCGGGGCAGCCAUGGCCGCCGCUGUCGCGCUGCGCUGCCUGUCCCGAGUGAAACCCACGCCGCGCUGUCCGCUGCCAUGGGCACCGCGGCGUGGGCACCGGCUCUCGCCGGCGGAUGACGAGUUGUAUCAGCGGACGCGCAUCUCUCUGCUGCAGCGCGAGUCCCCGCACGUCAUGUACAUCGACAGCUACAGCAGCCGCGGCUUCACGGUCAACGGCAACCGCGUGCUCGGACCGUGCGCGCUGCUCCCGCACUCGGUGGUGCAGUGGAACGUGGGAUCCCACCAGGACAUCACUGAAGAGAGCUUCUCCCUCUUCUGGAUGCUGGAGCCCCGGAUAGAGAUUGUGGUGGUGGGGACCGGAAACCGGACCGAGCGGCUGCAGCCCGAGGUACUGCGAGCCAUGAGGCGGCGGGGCAUCGCCGUGGAGGUGCAGGACACGCCCAAUGCCUGCGCUACUUUCAACUUCCUGUGUCACGAAGGCCGGGUGACGGGAGCCGCUCUCAUCCCCCCGCCUGGAGAGACUUCUGUGCUGCCUCUGGGCCAAGCUGCAGAGUGAACCGCCGGGAACCGAAGCACCUCCCCUCCCCGAGGGCCCUGGUCCUCCCCCUUCGGCACUAAAGCCCUUGAUUUGCUUGCUA